Molecule: messenger RNA, 6610 nt
Organism: Orussus abietinus
Lineage: Eukaryota; Metazoa; Arthropoda; Insecta; Hymenoptera; Orussidae
Exons: 13
Coding region: 532-3807 (1091 amino acids)
Source: RefSeq, a predicted model, not a curated record
AAGAGGAAACAAAUGAUUCGACGAAUUUCUUUGAUCGCGGACCUGGGCUUUAGGACUUAGCGAGUAUUCGAAAGCAGUCGUCGCGGGAUCGUCGGCGGGCUCGCGUCGGGACAAAAUUUCCGCCAGGACAACGACACCUUUGUUGUGUAACGAAGAGCGUAAGAACCUGCACGACCAAUCGGAGUUUAGCCACGGCCAACGAGACCACGCGCAUCGUUUGGCAAAACCGUUGCACUUCGGCGAUUUAGCCGGCUCCGGGCUGACCCUGACCUUGAAGAUCCACGGCGGAGAAUGAGCGUCGCGGCUCUCCUCGAGAGUCCCUCUCGCAAUUCUCUCCCGAGACUCGUUCACGUAGCCGGGGCCGGGUCGACGGUUCCAAGAGGGGACGGCACUGUAGACGGACGUAAAUCCUCGGUCGAUCGGCCCGAUAACGGACGUGCCCUUGGCUGAUAACUUCCAUAUUAUUAGCAAUCGAUCUCGCGGUCUUCGACAACCGUCCAGACAGGUAGGGAAGGCGACGAGGGCCUCACGAUGGAGGGAAACCAUUAUACGCGUGAUCUGGACUCGGAGAGAGGCGAAUCGCGGAUUUCCUGCUCUUGGAUAUCCGUCAAGUAUUGGCGAAGUUGGCAGAUCUAUAUGGGGCAAUGCGUGUCUCGUAAGGCGGGCGCCGUCAUCGCAGCCUCCGGCCAGCAGGGCUCGCCAUCGUACCGCAUCAUGGAGAAGCCCACCAAGGCUCAGAACGACAACAAGAGUGCGGCGAAGCGGGCUACGCCAUAUACACGGGGCACCGCCAUAUCAUUUGGAUUCCGGCGUAGACCCAAUUCUGGAAUUCCGAUGCCCAUAGCGAGCUACCCAAACGACGCACCAUUAUUACAUCCCCGUUCUAAAUCAGCUGGACCAGAGCAAGAUCGACGACGCGAAGAGGACCAUCAAAAAAUUCAAAAUGUAUCGGGUCGAUCGACACCUCGACUCGUGCCACCUAAGAAAGAGGCCAGUGGAAUUGCUGUUAGGAUCAAUCGAUUUGGUUUUAGGCAACCGCAGGCAAGAUAUACUAACAAGGUUGGAGAUAUUUGCAGCAAUCACGAAGCAAGUCAUUACAAUCAGGAGAAGUCGCAUCAGCAACAGCUGGAGAAGAACAAGCCAUCGAACAAGGCUCCCACUUCCAAAUUAAGGCCGUCCCCGGUGAAUCCACCAUAUAACAACAAUAAUCCCUUGAAUAGUGAUGUUAAUCGAAGAAUGUCUGGUAUUCCUGAACCUAUUAGCAAGUAUACUUUGCAUACCAGUCACUUACCGUUACCCCAGUACGCGGUGAGGAUGAACGAUGCAAAUUCAAAGGUUGCAAAGACCGUUGCCAAUCAGAAUAGAAAAGUGUCUACAGCAUCAAAGGGUUCCUCAAGUUCUAAGGAAGGUUCAGGUACCGAGGAUUCUGGAGUAGGAAGUCAGUUGGGUUGUUUGGAAGAGAACGACGUACGAAGAGGCCUCGACUAUUUGGAUAACAGUCCAGCAAAUGGAAGAAGAGGACACAUCAGACCUAGGAACCUGAGGAUGGUUGUAAACGGAAAGAGUUUUGACGUUAGAGACGUGGACGACGACAGCACCGUUACCGAAAUAUCGGUUAUACCUCUUCCAAAGACAUUUGUAACUCCUAACCUAAAUACUGGUCUGGUCAGAGAGAGGACGACCCAGUAUCAGAGAAUCCUCAAUAAAGACAAUAGGUAUAACGAUUCUACGACGUCUAUGUCGACUACUUCGUCCGAAGGCUACGAUGAAGGGCUUGGCGAAGAAAAAGUGUACAAAGAUAGAUCACAUUCCGAGAAGAUUCCUUCUAUUAAGUCAGACUUCAGUCCACCGAGUUCGGAUGACCCUGAGUAUGGUCACGGUGAGGCUAUGGCUGAUGAGUAUUCUCUGAGUUCCAGUGACGAGUGCAGGGUUAAUUCCAACCACCACUUGAAGACCAUUUCGAACGCCGCCAAAAGUGGAUCUUUACCAAAGAGUACUCUGCGCUCAGUUCUUCUCACCAUCGAGGACCCUGCAUUUGCCGCCGUGGCUGCAACUUCCACUACGUUAAUAGACGACGAGACAUCUCCCGUCGACAGUCUGUUUGAUAGUCCCACCGCUAGUAUUACUCAGUCAGAUGGAAAAGCGUCCAGAAAAGAGUGCCCGAUGGAGAGGUCUGGCAACACGAUUGAUGAUGACUCUCCUGGAACCCCAACAAAUGCUUCAAAUUCUCUGAGCUUAUCCGAGGGCAGGGAAUUCUUUGAUGACGAAAUAGCAGAUCAACCUGGAUUAACGUUUGAGGACACAUUGAGGGGCAGUUCGGAGGCCCAAUCCGGAAUGGCGAGUCAAGUGGUUACGGAGAACAGUCAAACAUUGGUGGAAUCGAUACCCAAGACAAACAUCAUACAUGGUAAGAGCGUGGAAAACAGUCCGAUUCAUGCUCGAAGAUUGAGUCGUGCUGGGAGUGUCGAUACUUUGUCACCAUGCGAAUCAAUUGCCUCCGAUGAUCUUAUGCUGGACUAUGAACGCAGUGACACCAGUUCCUAUGAAGACGCUAAUCACCGAUUGGAUUCGAAUCCUGCUUUGCAAGACUUGGAUGAAGCCACCAUUCUUUCGGAGUUGGAAGCUCAGGGUGAGGAAGUUAUGAGAGAGUGGAGUUCACUUUUGGGUGCUCACCAAACACCGGAACGUCCUAAUUCUAAUGCCACCAAUAACAACAAUAUCACCAGUGGUAUUAACAAUAAUCAUGCAGUGAGCGAGUCUGGAAUCAACGGCGGAAGGACGUCGAGGCUGCUGCGAAGCAGAUCGGGAAUGGAAUCGCCCCGUACUCUUGACAGCGUGCGAACCCGUCAAGUGUCAAGCCCUCUCAGGCCUCCGAGAAACAUCCAGUCACCGAGUUUGGAUUCUGGCGAUGAAGGAAGCGUCAGGGUGGAACGUGGGACGUACCAGCACAUGUUCCAGGACAUCGUCUCCAUUAAGACGAUGUUGCUGAAACUGAAACGGGUUCUUCAGGAGUCAGGAGAGAACGGUUUGACGAGGGCAGAAACUCUCAACCCAUUCGAAAACUCGAUAAAGAAUGGUCUCUUCUACAACCUGAAUGAAUGCGAUACAACGGAUGCUAGCACAUCACCGGGGGGAGGAAACAUCACCGUUGCUGACGAAUUGGCCGAUUUGCGGAGACAGGUCGUUUUUCUUCAAGGCCAGUUGGAGGAUAAAGAUCGCACGAUACAAUUGCUUCAGUUGCAAAUGACGAAAUAUCAGGGAAUCAAUUGUACAGACGCCCAGAGCGGUGCUUCCUCGAUGCAGAGCUCUUCCAUCAAGGAUACGUGUAACGCGACGACGCAAACCGAAAAGAUGAGACCGGUAUCGGCAGGGCCUUCGCUUCUGCAGUCACUCCCGCAAGAUGGCGGCAUGGGGCCUCUCGUUAGUUGGAGUGACUCGUGGAGCCGACAACGUCCCCCCUCGCUCGUGGAGUUCGACUCUGGCAAGGGUCAUUGUAAGCCGCCGUCCCCACCCGCGCCGAGGCCUCGCCAGGACGAGACGACGUCGCCGAGCAAACGGCAGAACGGAUUCUCGGAGAGGACUCCCCCGGAGAGGCCAUCGGCAGCGAAGGGGUCGCCGAAGUCGAGGGACCCGACGACGACGGCUUGCAAGCCCGCGACCCCGGGCGAGGUCCCGAAGGAAUACUCCAUCAAGGUGGAGGUCGCGUCGAAGUCAUGCAUUCCGACCCCACGAAAGCUCACCACCCCGACGCUCAUCCCACGAGCAGCGAGGGCCGUUUCCGCCACAGGCCGAUCGCACAACCCGUAGCCUCCCUAGAGUCGUUUCGUUUCGCUUUACCUGAUGUAUUAGACGUUCAUUGCGGUGCAGGUUGAUCCAAGGAUCGAGUACUCGCGUCCUAAGGAGACCGUCCUACGUUCCUUCGGAGGAUAGAAGGGAUUUCGUUUGGAUAGAAGGGAUAGACAGAGACGAACGAGCGGUCCUCUUUAUAGGCUAUUCGUUUCCACCCUGUAUACCCGAAUGCGCGCUUCGAUCGGUUAGCAGAUUGUUUUGUAUAUAUUAUUUGUAUUCAACUGGUCGAGAUAUCCGUGGACGAUUUUUCGAUUAAUUGAGCGCUGCAUUUUUUUCACCCCCUCUUUUACUUACAACGAGCGACGCGAAUCGACGCGCUGGAUCAACCUGUACGCGGAGAUUCCGCGUGGGAUUUCUCGAUUAGCGACGCGAAUCGAUUGACCGAUCGUUUGUACAUAUACUUGGUUGUAGCUCCGGGAUUAACUUUGCGCCUCAUUUUUGGACUUUCAUUUAACGAGCUAGUAUCAACGGCACCUUCCGGGGUGGGCGUUUUGCGCCGAUUUACCUGAUUUAUUGAAAGAAACGGCAUUUCCGCUCUGGGCGAUGGAACGAUCGAUGGGUCGGUUAUAACUUAAGGAAACGGCCACGUUUUUAUUAGCAUCUUCUCAUGUGCCGGGUCGAUCCGAUUGCGGACAUUCCGCGCGAGAUUGCCCGAGUGACGACUCGAUCGGUUCACAGAUUAUUUGUACUUAUUUUAUCGGAAUAGAUCCAGUUGUUCUCUUUUUUAUCACUAUUUAUUAAGCGAAUCACUAACGGACUUAAGUUCUCUUACUCGCCGUAUGAUACACUCCAUUCUCCUUUGUACCGAUUUAUAAAUUGACACAACAUUCGGAAACCUGUACAGGAUCAUUUGAAUUGAUUUUUCAAGAGAUUUUACGAAACUGUUCGCGCAUUGUCAUCCGUUGGAACUCUUUUUACGGGCCGCCGGAUUUAUCGGAUUAACGAAUAAUCUGUACAUAAUUAACUGGUAGACGUCCGUGAUUAAGUAUGCCUUUCUAUUGAACUUUUAUUCAAUCGAGAGGAUUUUGGCCGAUCCCGAACAUUUUCACCCUGAUCGUAUUUCGUCGAACGUUUCGUUUCGCGUCAUCGUUGUGAUCUCAAAUUGUGCAUAGAAUACUUUGAAAGGAGGUUUAUAUCGAACGAGUCGAAUGACUGCGUCUUGUUUACGGAAAUUUCUAAGGUUUUAUACUAUCUGGUAUGAAGCCUUCCAUUCAUUGAUUUGUAUAAUAGAGAAGUCCUAAUUUAUGGCACCUCGCGAGGAUUGUAUAGUAAAGUACACUGGGAGAUAUCAAUGCCCUUCCAUCCUGCAUAGGCGAUGCCGUAUCUGAAGGGGAGGCAUUCAUGUCCAUCAUUGUACAGUUGGCAUAUCUAGAUGCGAAUACGUGCUUCUUGGAAGUGUCAAAACGCUCUUUGACAAUUGCAUUUACGUCUUUUGGUGCAACUUUACAUAAAUCGAGCGCACAGAAUUCGUUGUACUUUGACUCUCAACGAUAUUCUCAUGAAUUUGCGUUGCCGCAGGCUGUACAUUUUUUAAUUCAGGGUACUAAUCACUGGCACGCGUUUCUCUUAAUUCUGUAAUUUAUUCCGCUACGUUAAGAUCGCAUUGCUCUCGGUGCUAGUUGCGUUUCUCGUGGUCGAAAGUUACGUGGAUCCUCCGGAAAGGUGGAUAAAAAACAAAAGUAUGUUUAACGAUAAAUCACAGCGCUUCUCGACAAAUCGGUGGAAUCUUCGGCAGUUAAUGAACAAGGGAGGAGUUUUGUACGAAGAUGAAGAAUAUGGAGUGGGCGAUCGAACACGCUGAUAGUAAUUCCUAGGUCGUUCAUUAUGAAGUACAAUUUUUUUCACGUCAUUUCACGCGACCAUCCGGACGAAACGCGCUGCCGUCGCGGUAGGGCCAUUUUCAUAAUUACCGAAGAUCUUGAGAAAUAUAUUUAAAGAACCGUAAGCACUAACUCGCGUAAUAGAUGCAUUACAGCACCUUAAAAAGAUUUAUUCCUACAUUUAUCGUUGCUCUACCACUCUUCCUUCGGUAAAGUUAAAUGUCUUAUUGUUCAUACGCAGCGAGUGAAUUCCAUGCAGAUCAAAACCUUUGUCGGGUGAAAGUUUUUAUAACGAUAGAGGAUUCUUUUUUUUGGGAAUACUUAAUGCCGCACGGUAGUAUCGUAAUAAUACCUGCCUACUAUUUGCAUUGUCGUUUUGUAUACGCGAACAGGUGUAUUAAACAGUCGACGAGAAUUGUCCGUUUUAGAAUUUUAAUUCGAAAAAUAACGAAGAGACUUUUGUUUGUUCAUCGUUUGUUAUAUCGCUCUUUACAUACAAUCCGUUCCCAGCUCCUGAUAACUUUUGAACUUAAAUUGAUAAAAGAAAUUUAAUUCGUCGAAGCUUUUGUCGACGUCUCCGUUGCUAGUUUUUCACUCGCGGGGAACAUACUUUGAGUAUCGCGACGGCAUGGCAUUUUAUUAUUAGCGAGAAACUGACUUUCUCCUACGUAAUGGUGUCCGAUAUUAUUAUUGAAAUACAAACAAACUGUCCUAUUUAAUCCCAUCACAAAUGUAAUGCUAAUAGAAAUGCUGUUCGGCGUUUAGAGACGAAACUGGAGCAAAACGUUGAAUAAAGUAAUUCUACUGUAACCGAAAAGUACGAGUACAUGUAUCGCCACUGCAGGUCAUUUUACUUUGAUUUGUAUAUUUUGUACAUAAAUUCAUUAUCUCCACAGAUCAUGGAAAGACGUCCUCAAUAAAAUCAAUUUUGUUUGAUUAAA